Molecule: messenger RNA, 12179 nt
Organism: Paramecium sonneborni
Lineage: Eukaryota; Ciliophora; Oligohymenophorea; Peniculida; Parameciidae
Source: the annotation of a GenBank genome assembly
AUGCGAAUCCCCUAAGCUUAUUAUGAAAGUAUGGUUAAGAGAUACAAAAAAUCUAAGCAUUCUGAUCAAACUGAUUACUCUUGGAUUGAAACUACUAACAAACCUCUUACAGAAAGAAUUUCAGAUUUUACAUCAUGCGAACAAUUGUAAGAUCCUAAGUAUAUACGCAUCAUUUGUGAAACUAUUGACACAAUAUUUGAAGCAGCUAUUGCUUUGUUUUAAGACUAAGAUCAAACCCUCUGCUUACAAUUACUUGGUGUGUGCGAUUCUAUUUAAAUUUGGAAUUUGUGUUUAUAGUGUUGUGAUUACAUAAUAAAUUCAGCAAACCAAAAAAUAAGUAUAUCUAUAAUAAUAAUCUAAAGUUGACAUGUUUUUUAGUUAUGAACAUAUUUUGACACUUAUAUUUCACAACCCAGAUUAUGACAUACAAAAAAUAUAUAAACUGGUUUAAUGCAUGUAAUUUCUUAUCGAAUCUAUGAAUACAUCUAAAGCAUGCAAAUUUAAAAGUAUUUCUUUGAUCUAUUCAUUUUAGUUGAGUAAUUUGAAAGAGUCUUUUUAAAAUUCAUGUAUAUUAGCGCAUUUUUAUAAAAGAAUAUAUAUAAUUUGUCAGAUUAGGAAUUGUAGGAAUUGUUUCAAUUUUCAUGUGAAAAUACCAAUCUUAAAGUCACAAUACCCACUGAUGAUAUGAAUAACUAUUAAAGAUAUUUAGAAAUGAGUAAUUUCAAAAAAAUGCUCAAGUCUCCACCAGUAAUCCUAGAAAUUCCUUUUGAUUAUACUAAAAAUCCAUUAGAGCAAAGUUUGUAGAUAGCAACAGAAAUUAAAAUCUAAAAAGAUAGUAUCCUUUUUGAUUAGAUAUUUAUUCGAUUACUUUGUUAAUAUUCCUUUGAUGAAUAAGUAUUAUAGAAGAUGUUCAUUAAUAAUUAUGUAUUUCAUUAUAGAUGCAUGUUUUCAGAUUUGCAAUUGUUUAAUUAAAAAUAUAUGUAAGAUAUUACGAAUAGGAUGAUUGAUCAAAAAGAUUAUUUAUUUUUAUUAAUAAGAAUGAUAGCUAGUAAUAAAGAGGAAUCUCUAGAAGAUACUUUAGUGGAAAGUCUUUAAUUUAUUAAAUCUAAAUAAAUCUAAUUAUAUGAAAAUAACAUCUUCUUGGAGAAAUUAUGGUUAUUUGAAUUAUAAGGCAUCUAAGAUACAUUAGUUUGGUGGAAAAAAGAACUGUAAAUUAGCGAAGGCAAUUUUUAUGAUAAUAGAAUGAAUUUAAAUGUUAAACUAUAAAAAUUAUUCUUCCAGCAAUUGUCUGAUCAAUAAUUUACAUAGAUAUUCAAAAAAUAGCCAAAUUAUACAUAAUGGAAUUUCAUUAUAAUACAAAUUAUUAGAAAAUCUUUUGGAUAAGAUGGAGAAACAAAAUUGCCAUUUUACAUUUUAAAUCCAAUAUUAAGUUAUUGUGUAAGUUUGAUAACAGAGUUACCUUGCAAUAACUAGAAUUAAUAAUUAGAUUAUCAUUUAGAAAGUUAGAUAAUAUAAGGUUUAUUAGAGAUACUCAUGAAUUGUAAUAAGAAAUAAUAAAUUUAAUUAUAAAUUAGGGCAAUUUAAUUGUUAAAUCAAUUAGUUACAUAUUAUAAAUAAGAAUUUGAUUAGGUAUAGUUAUAGAAUGCCUAAUCUGAAUUUCUAAUGCCAGUACCAGAACGAUAUCACAAAUUGCUUGCUGAGAUUUGGUCAAACAGAAUUUUGGAAGAUACUCUACAUUCAUCUGAACUGAAUGAAACAUUAUACACUUAUUUAUUAACCUUGUUAGCUAUAACAAUGGGAGAGAAUCCUGCCAGAGUAAGAUAAUUCUAUGAAAACAAUAGUCUAUAAUAUUUGAUUAAUAGAAUUAUUGAUUUAUUAAAGAUUUGUUCAAGAGCAUCUUAAUUAAUAGUAACAAUAAUAAAUUUAUUAAUUGCCAUAAGUACCAAUGAAUAAGCAAUAUCAUUAACCUUAUAGUCUAAUAACAAUGGAGAUUAAUAAUAAUAGGAUAAUUUAAUAAAACGGAUAUUUAUUAAGUGUUAUUUGCCUUCAAUUGAGUUAUUACAUGAUCCUACUGUAAGUGAUGAUUUUGCAAAGAAAAUUAUUAUGCUUUAUAGUUAGAGUAUGUUGGCAAAGAAAUAAAUUGAGAAGGUGAUAGAAAAUACAUUUGUACAGAUAUCAUAAUUAGUAGAUCUUAGAAAAGAUAAGAUCGAAGAAAUAGUUAGCAACCAGGAAAAAUUAUAAUCAUUUUACAGUUAUUCAAAAAGUUUGUAAGCCCUAUUGCAAUUGUUCAUGUAAUUACAACCGGAGAAGAAAUCUUCAUAUCGAUAAUUUUAGGGAUAUGAAGAAUUACAAUUAGAAGAGGCUUAGAGAUAAAAAGAUUUAUUAUUUAAUUCACUUUUGAAAAAUCAAAAAUUUGUUGAAGCAUUAGAGAAGAUAAUAAUGAGUCCAAUUCUGAUAGGUAGUAAAAAUAAGGAUACAUAUGUUGAACAUUAUGUAGGUAUUUUAUGUAAGAAGAACAAGUUGAAUCCAUAUACAUCAUUAUAGAAGGAAUUGGAAUUGAUUUCUUAAAAUUAUAUGAUGAUAGGUGAUCAAAAGAUUAUUGAUAUAGGUAAGUUAGUAGAUUAUGAUGCUUUAUCAAUUCAUAUGAGUGACAAAUAUUUUUUUAGGAAAAUCAUAAAACAUAUCUCUCCUUAAACUUAUAGAGGCUUCUAUAUUUUAAGUCGUUUCCAUUUGAUUCAUUAUUUGAUUAAGAUGUGUGUGAAUUAGGGAGUCACAUAAAAUUAAGAUACUCAUUUAAUGAUAUCUUAAUUAUUGGAGAUCUACUUUUUAUCAUCAUAACAUGCAGGUUUUCAUGAAUCAAUAAUAAUGUUUAUGUCUGCUAAAUAAUAGAUGCAAAAGAGUCAAACGAGUUAUGAUGAAGAUACUUAAAUAAGAAGAAGGAUUAGUAAAGAUAAUUUGAUACCAUUAUAAUCAUCUUGUUUGGAUUUGAUUGGAAAGUUGUAGUAACAGCCUGAAUAAAAAGAAUAUGUAAUUAAGAAAUAUGGUGAAAUCUCUUAACUUUUCAUUUAGAAUAUUCAAGAGAAAUUUUAACUAAUCAAGUAAGCACAAGGAAUAUAAAUUAUAUCUCUUGUUACUUAUUUACAAGAUAUGUUAAAAUCAUUUAAAUUCCUCUAAAAUUUAUUUGUUAAUUUAGAAUAAUAGUAUCAACCUUUACAUUUUACAAUUAUUUGCUUUUAGAAUAGCAAUUUCUUUUUAUAAUUGAUUGAGAUACUCCAAUAUUUAGAUAGUGUAUAAAGAUAACAACAAUAUAAUGGAACUAAAGAUUAGGAGAUAAUUAAGAAGAUUUUACCAGGAUUUAUUGAAGCUAUACAUUAACACAUUGAUAGCAUUAUUAAAUUAUUAAUUUUUAAGAAGAUUGUAAUAGAUAAAAUAUAUUUGAGUGGUUAUUAAAUCUAAGAUUCAUAAUAAUUAGAUUUAGUAUGUAAUGAACUUUUUUUGGCUUAAGCAUCAACAGUAAACUAAAUGAUUGAUUAACUUUUAUAUAAUAAUUGUGAAGGCAAUUUAAAAACUUUGUUAGAGUAAUUAAUAUAGAGAUUUUAUUCAAUUAAAGAUCUUUAAGUUUAGGAGAUGAAGAAAUAAGCUGGAGUUGAAUCUCAGGAGUAAAUAAUUACAAAUUAGGAUCUUUCUUAAAUGUUAUCUGGAAAUGAAGUAAGGUAGGAAUAGAGAAGAUCUUUGUUUGAUAGACCUGAGAUCUAAGCUAUCAUUAAUGAUAUAGUGGAUAUGGGAUUUAAAAAGGAAUUAAUCAAAAAAGCCAUUUAAAGAAUUGAAAUUCCAGAACCUACUAUGAUUAUUGAUAUGUUGAUAAAUGAUAGAAUUUCUGAUGAUGAAGAAGAAUAAGAUGAUCUUUUUGAUCAAGAAUUAAAGAAUGCUUAAUAAAAUCAAUUAAUCAUGAAUCAGUUGAAUUAAGAAAGAUUAAAAAUUGAAGCUGAAUUAUAAAGACAGGAAAAGUAAAAAGAAAUCUAAGUUUUGGAUUAAGAAAUAUUUAUGAAUAUUUUAUUACAAAAUUUUCCAUAGGCUAAUUCUUAAUUAAAUAUUUCUGAAAGGUUUUUGGCAUUAAUUAAUGAAUUCUAAGUUAAGUUAGAUCUCAACCUUAAUAAACUAUUAGAUUAAUAUUUAAAUAACUAAAAACCAGGUGGCAAUUUAUUUGAAUAUUUAUUUACUAUUGCUAAGAAAUCUUAGCAUAUAAAUAAAUUAUUAGAAUAUAUUUUCAUGUUCUUAAAUUCUUUAAAAUAAGAUUAAUCAUCAUAAAAUAUCAAUACAACAUUGAUAUAAUAUUAGAAGGUCUUAUAAUGGUUAAACUUAUUAUAAUCGAUUGCUUCUUCCGAACAUGAAAAGAUAUAUUAGAAUUUAGCUUUAAUUGAUCAAGAACCAUAAUAAAAGCAUGUACUUUCAUUUUAAUCCAUGAUUACAUUAGGUUUUGCAAUGAGUAAUGAUAUUUUUGAUUAAUUUACAAAGAAUGCACAAAAUGAACUUUAAUAAUUAAAAUAACUUAAGAUUUCAGAAUUAAACUAUUAAGAAAUUUGUCAACAAGUAGCAACUAUAACAAAUAAUCUUAAUAACUUGUAUGAAAAUAAAUAAAUUACAUUUAAAUUAUUUUGUAAAGAGAUAUAAGAGGCAUAAAAGUAUCUUACAAAGUUUAUUUUAAAUUAACAAAACAAACAUGAUUAGCUAAUAGAGAGAUAUUGGAGUUAAAUACUUAUAUACCUUGAAUUUUUAAUUUAAAUUUGCACAAUAAAUCUAGAAUUGUAAGAAUAAACAUAGUAAACAUAUAAUUUCCUUGAAGAAUUGGAUAAUCAAAUUAAUAACAAUUAAUUCUUAAAAGAAUAAAGAGAUUAAUGUUAAAAUAUGAUAUACUUGAGAUAAUUAAUUUAAAGAAGAUUUAUAUCAGAUAGACAAUUGAUUACAUAAUUAUUAUAAUGUUUAAAUAAUUAUGGACUCCAUAAUCAAAGUAAGUUGUUCAACAUAUUAACUAAAAAACAAGGAAAUGAUAAAUAAUCACUUUUGGAAACCCUUUUACAAUUAAAAAUGUAUACCAGUCACUUGGAAUAUGAAGAGUCUUAACCAGUAUUUCUUGAGAAUUUAAUAUAUUUAAUUGCAGUUGAUAGUAAAACUGCAAAUGAUUUAAUAAUGUAACUUUUGAAAUAAGUAAUGCUAAAUGAACAUAUAGAUUGGCAUGCUUAAUAAUUAAAAAAUGCUGAAGAACUUAUCUAAAUACAAUUUCCAUAAAAAUAUAUUGAAUGUCCAUUGUAAUAUUUAGUAUAAUUUCAUCCUGUUUUAAUAAAUAAUCCAAUAGUUUAUAAUAUGAUGAUAGAAUAAUAAGGAUUAUCAAUUACAGAUAAAUUUUCUGAAUUACAAAGAAUUCAUAAUCCAAUUUAAUCGUAAGCAUAACCUAAAGGAAAAUUGACAAAAGAAUAAGAGAAAUUGUUGAAAGAGAAGGAAAAAGAAUAGUAAAGUUAACCAUAGACUGAAAUUGUUAUCAGAUAUGAAAUUGAUUAAAUAAUAGAGCCUUAGUUGAAUGAAAAUUUCAUAUAUUUAGUGAAUAUUAUUGCUCAAUAAACAAUAGAUAGAUUUUUUGAAGAAAACUAUAGAUUGAUAGAGUAAGUAUUUAAAGUGGAGUUGAGCUAAUAUAAAGAUGAUAAUAGAAUCUAUCUUUAUGGUUGGGACUAAUUAUUGAGAAUAAUUGAAAUGCUUAUAAUUAAGGUUCCUUAAUUGAUAUUACAUUUAAGGUAAUUGUAAGUAGUCUUACCACCUUAAUUAGAUGAGAAAAAGAUUACUUUUAUAGAAUUUGUAAUUAAAUAUUUGACUUGGGUUGGGGGUGAUAAAUUAGCUAAUUUUAUGCAUAACUAUUUAAAUGAUAUUAAUUUAUUGUCUAUUGGAUAUGGAGUCAUGAUUGCUUAAGAAGUACUGUAGUUACUUUUAAAUGAAUUAUCAUUUGAUAUUGAUUAGGAUCAAAUGUUAUAGAAAUAUUAUCAUAUAUUGUAGUUAUUAAUCUUGUUUACAUAGACAUUAACAAUGUAAAAUUGUUGCAUGAUUUUAACAGAUUAAAGAUCAAGAUUAAACAUAAUUCCUCAAUUAGUUAAUACUUUAAAUUCAAUAAAGAAUUGUGAAAAUAAAUAAUUUGUUAAAACAUAUCAACAAACUAUAGCCAAGGUUAUAGAGCCAUUUUUAUAAUCAUAAAUAUAUUAUGAUCAUAUUAAAUCUGGAAAGUAUGGAGAUAUAUUUAGAUUGUAAUAAAGUAUUACAGAUAAUCCAUUUUAGUAUCAUUAUUUGCAUUGUUUAAAAAAUCAAUUGAUUUCUUAUUCUCUCUAUCCAAACUUUAAGAGUGUUUCAGGAUCAGCAUAACAUUUCAUUUCUCAUUAAUAAGUUUAAUAAACUUUAAAGGAUGAACAUUAAUAAGAAUUGAUUUGGCCAUUGUAUCAAUCUAAAAAAAGUUACAAUAAUUAGAAAUUGAAUAAUUAAAAACAAUAAGAAGAAGAUGUAAGUGAUUCAGAUUCAGAUUAAGAUAUACUUUAAGUUGAUAGUAAUCAAAUCAAAUAUAAGGUUAAUCACUCAAAUAUUAAUUCUUGGGGUUCUGAUUACUAUUUUUAUGAUAAUAAUGAUUUCAUGUCAAAAUAUAGUAUGAAUCGAGAUGAUGAGCGUUUGUAAAGAGAUAAUCAAUAAAAUAUCUUUCCUUAAAAGGAUCUUAAUAUUCUAUUUUGCAAAGUUGAUCCUCACAUUAUUAAUUUUAAUUUACCUGUCUUAACAAUUACAAAAUCUAACAUUUAAUAUACAUCUAAUGAUUAUAAAUAAUGGAUUACAUCAAUUGUUGGUCUAUAUUAUAGUUUAAAUGAGUAUUUUGAAAAUAAAAAAACAUUAAUUUCAAAAUCUUAUGAAAAUUAACUUAAAAUAACGGUUGAAUUUAUUCAUUAAAUCAAUAGAUUAUUAUUAUCCUCUAAUUAUUAUAGAAACAAAUAAAAUGAAUAAUUACAACAAUUUUUAUCCUAUUAUUUGAAUGGAACAUUAAAUCACUUAUAAGUUUAAGUAAGUGCUUCAUGUUUCUAUUCUAAGUUUGGUUAACCACCAAAUUAAUUAUAGCAAGACUAUUAAGCAAAUUAAUUAUCUGUCAAUAGUAAUGAAUCAUAACAAUAAUAACAUAGAAUUUUAUGUUAGAUUACUUGUAACAUUCUAUAAAGUAGAGUUGUUCUGAAUGGCAUGCCUAAUGAAUUAUAAGAUUAAAAUUUACUUAAAGCAAAACUAUAGAGUUUAUUACAUCCAGAAGAACAUUUAAUAAAUUAGCCUAUAAUCUUAUAAAUUCCUAAAAGACAAUUAAUAGAAGCUGAUCCUUAGUAAUUAUAAAUCUAUGAUAAUUUGGUUCUUGAAAUGUUUAUUAAUCUAUUACUUGAUUAAAAUAAUUUCCCAUAGUUUCCUUUUAAUUUGUUUAGAUAACUAAGUAAAUGUUCUAGACUUGGAUUCAAAUUGCUAAUUUAAUUGCUAUUAUUAUUUUAAGAAUAAAAAAAUAACUUAGAUCUAACUUUAAAGAUCUUAUAUAUGGUAAGCUAAAAAAUUCCAUCUACAAAUUUAAGAGAUUUAUUAUCUGAAUAAUUAUAAAUUAGUCCAAUUUUAAAUAAAAGAGAAAAGGCAAAUCUUGCUAAAGUCUAAGAAAUUAAAGAAUAAUUUGUAAUAGAAGAAGAAGAAAAUGUAGAUGAAUAACCUUUAGAUGAAGAUCCUGAUAAUCCUCUUGUCUCCCUAAUUAAUUAAAUUAAUGUAUAUUGUGAGAAAAAUAUCUCAUUUAUGAAACUAUUUCAUAAUCCAGAAUCUUAUAUUCCUUUAGAAAAAAGUAUAAUUAAUUUAAUAUAAUAGAUAUACUUCUGACUCCUUUAUUAGCAAAUUAAACUGGAAUGCAUUUAUCCUAUUUAAUUUAAAUUAUACGAGGUUCUUUGAUGCUUAAUAAUGAAGAUCCAAAAGAUAAUAAUAAAAAAUAUGAUGAUGAUUAUUUAUCAAAAAUAUAAAGAAGAUAAGCUACAAUAUUUAAUAUUUGUAGUCAAGAAGAAAAUAACAAUAAAUUAUUUGAUCUUGUCUCCAUACUAAAUAAACAUGAAGAAGAAAUUCAUCUAUAAGAUUUAAUCUCUAAAACAUUUGCAGAUAGGUAUUCAGAUAAAUAAUAAGAUAAUGGUGAAGCAUUAUCCUAUUUUCAUAAAUAACCUUUUUCUUAAAGAUAAAAUGAACUAUAAUAAUAAUAAUAAUAAUAAUAAUAAUAAUAAUAAUAAUAAUAAUUAUAAUAAUAAUAAUAAUAAUAAUAAUAAUAAUAAUAAUAAUAAUAAUAAUAAUAAUAAUAAUAAUAAUAAUAAUAAUAAUAAUAAUAAUAAUAAUUAUAAUAAUAAAGAUUAGCAAUGCCAAAUACAUCUAUAUUUUCAAUGCCAUUAACUUUUUAAUCUUUAAAUGGAUUACCUUAAGUACCUCAAUCAUUGCCUCCUCCUAUACCUUCAAUUUCAAUACUUUAAUAACAACAAUCAUUAUUAUAAUCGUAUUAAUAAUCAAGUUAAAAUUAUUAAUAACAUCUUUAAUAAUAAUAAUUUAGAUAAGUUUAUGAAAAGUGUAUUAGAGGAAAUGAUGAUUAAUAAAACAAUUCAUAAAGUUAAAAUGAGCAAAUGUAAAAAAAACAUCAAUAACUUAAGCAUUAUUAUGAAAAUAUUUUAUAAUAAAAAUAGUAAUAACAAAUAGAACAAUAAUAAUAAUAGGAAGAAAAAUAAAAAGAAUAAAUUCAAUAAUCAUAGGAAUAAUAAGAAGAAAAAAAUGAAAAUCUAGAAAAUACUGAAUCAGAUAGUAAGCUUUAAAAAAGAGAAAGAAAAGUAAGUGUCAAGAUCUCACAUGUUGAAAUAGAUAUAAUUACAGCAUUAUGCAAGAUUCUAAGUAACUCUUUACUUCGAGAUUGCAAUUCUACUGAAAUUAUUAAUGUACUUAAUACAUAUGCAAAUGAUAAAUUAAAAAUAGAACAUGCUAUAAAUGAAUUGACAAAAUAUAUAAUUUAACAAUCAAAAAUAUUCAACUAAGAAUUAGAUAGAAAAAGAAAAUAAUUAAGAGAAAUCACUAGUUAAAGAGAGAAAGUGCCAGAAUAUGAUCCAGAAAGAUAAUAAUAGUUGUCUCAAUAGGAGAAUGAAAUCAUAAAAGAACUUAAUUAAAAAACACCUGAUCCUACUGUUAUUCAAAGAUGUUUUAUAGCAAUUACAGGAUUUUUGAAUAUGAAUUUAAAUGUUUAAGAGUAAUAAAAAUAGUCUACAAACAAACCAAGUUCUACAUAAACAAGAUAAUAAAUUUAAUUAGAUAAAAAAAAGUUUAAAAUGAAUUAAUAAGGAAAAUAAGUUGAUGAUACUUCAGAAGUUGAUACAUUAACUAAAAAGGAUAUUCGUAGAUAAUUUAUAAAUAUUUUAUAAACAAGAUAAACUCACCAUUUAUGGCUUAAUGUUGUAGAAACAUUGUUAUUAAUAUUUAAUUGUAAAGGGCAUAGAUCACUAGAAUUACUAUAAAAAAAACUAUAUCCACUUUUAGAAUGCUUUUUAAGAUUAUACUAAAAUGUACAUGAAGAUAAUAAUAAUCAAGAUCCCCUUUAAUAAAGUAGUGUAGAUUCUAAUUUUUUUGAACGUAACACAAGUGGAUCUGCAACUAAUUCAUUAUAGUUUGGUUUAUUAUAAACUUAAAAUAUUCAUUUAAAACGAUCGUUUUCUUCUGUUAGAAAUGAGAAUGAAAUGUAAAUGAAAAUAGAUGAGUUAUUUACUUAUCUAUGUAUUAAUGGUAAAAGAUUGAUUAAUCAUUUAAUUUCUUAAAGACUUCAUUAGAUUACCCUUGAUCAUAAAUAGAAUUAAACCUCUAAUCUCAUUAAAUAAUUCAAAGAAACAGAUCCUUUAGCUUUUGUUUUCUUUAAAAUGAGUUAAAUAAUAUAAUUUGAAAAUAAGAAGCAUCUAUUUGAAUUAGACUUAGAAGCUCUCAAAAUAAGUGAAAAACCUAAUGCUCGAUCUAGAGGAAGGUAAAAUGAUACAAUUGAAAUAAAUGUUGUUAGAGAAACAAGACUACAAUAAUCAUUAGAUAAAGUUAUUAAUAUAGAUAAAGUUAAGUUUCGAAAAUGUGAUAUUAAAAUUAGAUAUUAAGGAGAAAAAGGUUAAGAUGAAGGAGGUAUUAGAAAAGAGUGGAUGACUAAUCUUGUUAAGGAUAUCUUAUAAACUGAUAAAUUUGAAUUAACAACUAAACGAUUCUAUAAAAUUAAUCCAAAUAAAAAAGCUUAGGAGGAUUUAAAUCAUUUUAAACUUUUAGGCAAAAUAAUUGCCAAAAGUAUUUAUGAUGGAUUAUUAUUACCUGUUUAUUUUAUAUCACCAAUUUUUAAGCAAAUACUCUAGAAAAAACCAAGCUUCGAUGAUCUUGAACAUUAUAAUGAGGGAUAUUAUGAUACCUUCAUUAAAUUUUUAAAUGAUGAAACUUAAGUUUAAUAUAAAGACUUAUUUGAAUUUUGGAUUCCAGAAGAAUAUGCAAAUCUUAUAGAAUAAAAUAAAAAACUUAUUUUCUCUGAUCUUCUUUAGGAUUAUAUAGAAAAACAUCCUAUUGAGUUAAAUUAAGAAUAAUAAUCUCAACAAUAGUUACAAUAGGAUUCUCAAUAACAAGUUUAAUAAAUUAACACAGAAAAAUCAACUUAAUUAUAAUAAUUAGAUUAAUAAAAAAUAUAAUCAUAAGAUUCAAACCAACAAUAAUAAUAAGAAUAAGAUUAAUAAUAAUAAUAAUAAGAUUAAUAAUAAUAAUAAUAAGAUUAAUAAUAAUAAUAAUAAUAAUAAUAAUAAUAAUAAUAAGAUUAAUAAUAAUAAGAAUAAUAAGAUUAAUAAUAAUAAGAAUAAUAAGAUUAAUAAUAAUAAUAAAAAUAAGAUUAAUAAUAAUAAUAAUAAAAAUAAGAUUAAUAAUAAUAAUAAUAAAAAUAAUAAGAUUAAGAGAUAGAGAUAGUUUAGGAAAAAUAAUAGUCAUUGUUACAAUAUCAAGAAAUUUAAUUAUUAGAAGAAGAAUUAAAAAAUUAAGAACUAUUUAUAUAAUAAUAAUAAUAAUAGUUAUUAGAUUAAUAUAUCAUUCAGGAAACAGAAAAGCUAUAAUUAAUAAAACAAAAUUUUUAUUAAUUCAAUUAGGAUGAUUUACUUGAACACUAAUAAAAAUUAUUAGAAAUUAAUUUGGAAUAAUUUGAAUAAUAAAAAUUGUUAUUAUAUCUCUAAUAGCGAAAGAAAGAAUAGUUACGAUAAUAAAAAGAAAUAUUAGAAGAAUAACGAUAAUAAUAGUUGAAAGAUCAGCAAUCAGAAGAUUAAUUUGAAUCUGAUAUAAAGGUUCCUCUUUUAAAAGAUAAUUCAGAUGUAAAAUAGAAAAAUGAAAAAGAAGAAUUUAAAAUAAAGAAAUAAUCUGAAGAUAUAACAGCAGAAGAUAUGGAGAAUAGGGAGAAGAAAAGGUUGAUUAGAAAAAAUAAAAAAAAAUAACUUAAUGAUGAGAUUUUAAAGUAAAUUAAAUUAUAAGAUGUUUUUGAAAAAUAAACAAAUUUAGUAUCAAUAAAACAUAAAAGAUUAAUAUGUGAAUGUAUUAGCAAAAGAAUUAUGUUGGAAGAGAUUAAAACCUAAAUUUAAGUAUUAAGAGAAGGAUUUUUUGAUAUUUUACCUAAAGAGUUUUUCUCAUAUAUGGAUUGGAGAGAUCUUUAAAAACUAAUUAUAGGAGUACCUUCAGUUGAUGGUAUUUUAUAUUAUUAUAUAAUUUUAGUUGAUGAUCUAAAGGCGAAUACUGAAUAUAUAAAUUACGAAAAAAAUAACUAAACCGUUUUAUGGUUUUGGGAAGUAUUGACAACCUUAAGUGAUUCUGAAAAGGCUGACUUUUUGAUGUUUGCAACAGGAAGUCCAUUAGUUCCAUUUGGGGGAUUUAAAAAUUUAAGAGGACCAAAUGGACCAAGAAAGUUCUCUAUUUCAAAAAAUUUCAAUAAAGAACAUUUCAUUAAAGCUCAUGCAUGGUAAACUUUUUAGAAAAUAUUUAGUUUUAAUCGUAUUGAUUUACCAGAAUACUCUUCUAAGGAAAUAGUUAGAGAGAAAUUGUUAAAAUCUUUAAAAGAAUCAGGUUCAGGUUUUGAUUUGAGUUGA